AUGAAGCUCCACGCAUCCGCCCUGGUUGCCUCUGUAGCCGCAAGUUUCGCCUUCUCCGACUCCAAGGGGCAGUCGGUUAUAGCUCCUAUGCGACUGAAGUAUUGGGACUCAUCUUUUCCCAUUCUCUGGCCAGACUAG
Molecule: messenger RNA, 138 nt
Organism: Geosmithia morbida
Lineage: Eukaryota; Fungi; Ascomycota; Sordariomycetes; Hypocreales; Bionectriaceae
Exons: 1
Coding region: 1-138 (45 amino acids)
Source: RefSeq, a predicted model, not a curated record